Nannochloropsis gaditana CCMP526 is the source of this 1208-nucleotide messenger RNA. RefSeq lists its product as uncharacterized. Gene Ontology annotation, molecular function: sulfotransferase activity. The transcript has a single exon. The annotation marks the transcript as partial. The record is from RefSeq and is a predicted model, not a curated record.
ACAACAUUCACAGGGAAAUGGGACUUCAUCUUACCUUGCAUGAUUGUAACCUAGAUUUGCUCGCCACGAUGGUUGGGUUUCUGAAUGAACAGGAUCGGAAAUGCUUCGCCAUUGCCCACUCUUAUCAUUUCCUCGUCCUGCACACCAUUGUGCAUUGUGGGACAGUCAGUACGUCUUUGUCGGUAAAUACACCAGCAGUCUGCGUCCCAUGCAAUGCCAGCAUUCUCAGUGAUGAUCAUGGGUUCAAUGGGGAAAAAGCCCCGUCUGCUGGUCUGGAAGGGUUGAGCCGUCCGCGCUUUUUAUUCCCGGGGGAGCGUGGCGGAGAAACUGUUGCACUCUUGAGCUACCCAAGAUCGGGUAACUCAAUGUUACGAACGCUCUUGGAAGAGGCGACGGGGAUUGUAACGGGCAGUGACACGCGGCCAGACCGUGUCUUGAGUCGGAGCUUGCUCAAACGAGGCUUGCGCGGCGAAGGCGUGGUGGACGAACGAGCAUGGAUAGUGAAGAGCCACUGGCCUGAACGCCACGGCUACCGACGGUUCCCUGCCCAACGAAUCAUUCUUUUGGUCCGCAACCCAUUCGAUGCCAUCUACUCCUACUUCAACAUGGGACUCACCAACACACAUGAGGAGAGACUGGCCAGCGACGUGUUCGAGUCGUUGGCCCCGCUCUGGGAGGACAUGGCCCGCAACGAGGCCAGGGUGUGGGCUAAAUUUAACGCCUACUGGCUCACGCAAAAGUUGCCUGUGCUGGUGGUUCGGUACGAAGACCUGCUGCUGCACACCGAGGAGAUGCUCGUGCGCCUCGUCAGCUUCCUGGAGAGCACUCCUCGCGAGGCAAUCAGGGCCUCGCGCUCCCACAUGGCCCGCAUCGCCAAGAGCGCCGCUGCCAUACGAUCGCCUCCGAUUAUCCCGCCUAUAUCCUUUUCGGAGCUCGUGCUCGACGGGCCCCGGGGCGAGGACCAAGGUGCGAUCGAUUCCAGCGUCACCAGCCCCGUCACACCAGCGGGCACACACCCCGAGGUCCCCCCGCCUCCUUCCUCUCGUUCUCCACCACGCUCACACGCAUGCCCAGACAAAGGAAACAUCGGCAAGAGUCUACGUUUUUUCUCGCCUGCCCUAGUGGAGGACGUGGCUCGACUUGCCGGGGGCGGGCUACGCGCCUUCGGCUACGACCCUGUCUCCCAGGGGUUUCCCCACCGCGUCCUG